UUGUUAGAUGGAAAAUGGAUCCUUUAUUUCAUGUCCUGAUUUUCACCUGCCUGGCCUUCAAGAUCUCAGAAGGGUUUCUGAUUAUCCAUGUCCAGAAACAGCAAUGUCUUGUUGGAGGGAAAACAGCAUGUGUGGGCAAGUGCAAUCUGACUGAUCCAAACCAGCAGUGGAGGUGGACAGAGAAUGAGAAGCUGCUCCAUGUUAGGUCUGGCCAGUGUUUGGGCAUCUCCAAGUCCUCUGCUGCAUCAUCCCGCAGCAUCUUCAUAGACUGUCCUCAGGCACCCAGUUGGAUCUUCCACAACACAGAAGGGCUCCUCCAGGUGGCAAACAGCUCUCUCUUUCUCACAAAACAAGGCCCGAGGGUAAUGAUCAAGAAGGGUAGAAAAUACCCUCAUAGCUGGAAGCAAAUAGAUGUCGACGACAAGGGGAAAACUGCCUUUGAAAAUCUGUGCCCACACAAAGAUCCGCAUUGGAUUUUCUGCAUCUUGGAGAACAGUAGAAGUACUUCCUCACUCUUUAAUGCUAUUACAUCUACUCCUGGGAAUUUCCUUAGGAGUAGCACAGAGAUCGUCAUCAGAAAUAUUACAGACAACUACAGUAAAAACAUUAAUGAAAAACCCCAUCUGAACCUGAAGUUGUCUGAAGUAAAAGAGAAAUCCUGGAUUCCAACAACUACCCAUCAUUACUUCAGUACCACAGAAGAGAAGGGGCAUGGGGAGCCUGUGAAAUGCGCCAUCAACCUGACGGAGUGGAGGGUUUCCAGCCAGUCUGUCUAUCUCAAAUGGAGCAGUUUGGGGAAUCUCUGCAACUUCACCCUGACGUGCAGCUCUGACAACGUCUCGCACACAAAGUGUCAUCCCGUCCAGAAGACUAACGAAUCCUACGAGUGCAGCUACAACGGCUUAGAAGCAGGGACUUUGUAUCAUCUCAGGAUUUUCUCUCUCUCUGACACAGAAACGAGCAACAUCUCCUUGCAGACAGAUCCCUUACCACCAGCUAGGUUUGAAAUUAAUAAGGAAAAAACUACUUCCACAAGCUUGCAGGUCUCGUGGAGUCCAUCCUCAGGAAAGGUGGACUGGUAUCAGCUACAAUUAUCUGAUCAUAAUAAUAAAAAGAUACAGAAUGUCUCAAUACAAGGAGGUAUUUCAAGAAGAGAAGAGACCUUUUCCAAUCUUACCCCUGGGAGCAAAUAUGAUGUUAUCAUCACUGCAGUUGCUGGAAAUAAAAGCACCCCAGCAAUUCACAUCAGCGGAUCUACUGUGCCAUCCCCAGUGCAAAACAUUCAGAUCAGUGUCAAGACAGACACUAUCCACGUUUCAUGGUUACCUGGCUCUGGUUAUGUGGAUCGAUACAGGCUGGUGUUACUGGAUAAAGAAGGACCAGUUCGUGAGAUCACCCAUGAGGAGCGCUUACUUUCCUACACUUUUCUUGGACUUACAGCAGGAUAUCUGUAUAAUCUCACUAUCAUAGCUGAAGCUGCAGGAUUAGAGAGCUACAACUUUAAACUGGUUAGGACAGCCCCAGCCCAAGUCUCAGAUUUGAUGGUGACGAAUGAUGGCAGCUUUGAUAUAUUAAAAGUUACAUGGAAAAGACCUCUAGGAAACUUAGAUUUCUACAAUAUCACUCUGUCUCAUCUUGGAUCCAUUAAAGAAAUCAAAAUUUUACAGCCCCGGGUCACAGAGGUUCAGUUUGACAAGUUGAUUCCAGGAAGUCUUUAUCAGGUCACUGUCAGCACAAUCAGUGGUGAAUUGUUCACUAAUAAGAUGGCAACUGGCAGAACAGUUCCUCAGAAAGUUUCAGAGCUGAAAGCUAGCAGUGGUGGUUGGCUGAGGUCUCUGACAGUGAGCUGGCUGCCCCCUGCUGGAGACUGGGACAGAUACCACAUUGUGUUGUUCAACCUCUCCACUGUGCUGCUGAACACUACUUUAAAGAAAGACAGAAGAGAAUAUGUCAUCCAGGAUAUAGGACUCAUCCCAGGAAGACAAUAUGAGGUGGCAGUCAUAGUGGAGAGCGGAGGCUUACAGAACACGGCUCGCUGCAAAGGCAGAACAGCUCCACAGCCUGUUCUUCAGCUCCGGGUAAAGCAUGCUAAUGAAUCUUCGCUUAGUGUCAUGUGGAUGAUCCCUGUUGCAGAAUGGGACAGUUACGUGGUUUCACUGGGAGACAGGGAUCUUACCAUCAUAAACAAGGCUCUUGUGAAAGAAGCUAAAGAAUACACUUUCAGUGAUCUGGUACCUGGACGGAAAUACACAGCUACAGUCACUAGCAUUAGUGGGGAUUUAAGCAACUGGACUUCAGUAGAGGGAAGAACAGUGCCAGCUCAGGUGAUGAGCCUGCAUGUGACAAACCAGGGGGCAACCAACAGUUUGUUCACCAACUGGACGAGGGCGCUGGGAGAUGUAGAGUCAUACCAAGUGCUGCUGAUUCACGAAAAUGUUGUCAUUAAAAAUGAGAGUGUUUCCAGUGAGACCAGCAGAUACCAUUUCCACUCCCUGAAAGCCGGAGGACUCUAUUCUGUGGUCGUUACCACAGUUAGUGGAGGGAUAUGGUCCAGACAGACGAUUGCAGAAGGGAGGACAGUUCCUUCCAGUGUGAGUGGAGUAACGGUGAAUAAUUCGGGACGGAGUGACUACCUCAGUGUUUCCUGGCUGCCAGCUACCGGAGAUGUGGAUAGUUAUUUGGUAACACUCUCUCAUGACAGCCAGAUGAUUCAGACUCUAACAAUUUCCAAAGCCCUCAGCGAAUGUUCUUUCAGCAGCCUGGUUGCCGGCAGGCUCUAUAAUAUAAUGAUAACCACAAAGAGUGGGAAGUAUGAAAAUCAUUCCUUCAGCCAGGAACGAACAGUACCUUCAAGCGUGCAGGGACUUACUGUCAGCAAUUCAGCAAGAAGUGACUAUUUAAAGGUGUCCUGGUUGCAUGCCACUGGAGAUUUUGAUAAUUAUAAAGUGAUCAUCAAGAACAACAAUGACUUCAACCAAACAAAAAGUGUCCCCAAGGAUGAAAAUGAGUGUGUGUUCACUAAACUGGUCCCGGGGAGGCAAUACAGUAUCACUGUUAGCACACAGAGUGGAAAAUAUGAGACUAGUAAAAGGAUCAAUGGCAGAACAAUGCCAGAGUCAGUGAAGGAAUUAACUCUUAGUAACAGAAGCACUGAAGACCUGCAAGUUACCUGGUCAAAGGCUGAGGGGGAUGUCGAUAAAUAUGAGAUUCAGCUACUUUUCAAUGAUAUGAAGGUCUUUCCGCCCAUUUUCCUUGGAAACACCAUUGAGGAGUAUUGGUUCACAGCUUUAACCCCAGGGCGCCUGUACAAAAUUCUUGUCCUGACAAUCAGUGGAGACACACAACGUGCCACUUUCAUAGAAGGACUGACAGCUCCAAGUGCUGUCAAAAACAUUCACGUUUCAGCCAAUGGGAUGACAAACAGCCUGAAAGUGAGCUGGACUCCUGGAGGAGGAGAUGUUGAUUCCUACACAGUGACACUAUUCCAUCAAAACUAUCAGCUUGAUUCCCAGACUGUCUCCAAGUCUGUCUACGAGCAUACCUUCAGCAAGUUAGAAGCAGGGGAGCAGUACCGGGUUGUGGUACAGUCUAACAGCGGCACUCUGCACAACAGUUUAACAGCUCUCGGACAUACAAUUCCUGCCUCUGUCCAGGGAUUAUUUGCAGAUCAUGCCUACAGCAGUCAUUCCUUGUUAGUGACUUGGCACAGUGCUCCUGGAGUGGCUGAGAGAUACGACAUCCUGCUCUUGACUGAGCAAGGUAUCCUUCUGAGCAAUAAAUCAGAGCCAGCAACUGCUAAACAGCACAAAUUUGAAGAUUUAAUACCAGGCAAGAAGUAUAAAGUGCAAAUGGUGACAGUCAGUGGCGGGCUCUUCAGCAGACGAGCAGAAACCGAAGGCCGAACAGUCCCAGCCGCUGUCACAAAUCUGAAGGUCACAGAAAACACCAAUGGACGUCUAUCAUUCAGCUGGACUACCUCCCAGGGAGAACUGAACUCCUAUAAUAUAUUUCUGUACAAUCCUGACAAAUCCCUCCAGGGCAGAAUUUCAGGGGACCAGAACCUCCAGCAGUGUUCUUUCCAGAACUUGCGGCAAGGCAGAAUGUAUAAAAUGGUGAUUGUUACCCACAGUGGAGAGCUCACAAAUGAGUCAUCUGUAUUUGGAAGAACAGUUCCAGCCCCAGUUAUUAAUCUCAGCGGCUCCAACAGAAACAUGACAAACAGUCUAUGGUUCACCUGGGGACCGGCAUCAGGAGAUGUAGAUUAUUACGAACUGAAUCUUUAUAACCCAAAUGGCACACAGAAGGAAACAAAGCAUGGGAAAGACCUGAGAGAGUGGCAUUUCCUGGGCCUAGUUCCUGGCAGAAAGUACACCCUGGUUGUAGUGACCCACAGCGGUGACCUGACCAAUACAGCAAAAACUGAGGGAAGAACAGCACCCAGUCCUCCUAGUGCUGUAUCAUUUGCUGAUGUUGCAAACACCUCCCUGUCAAUCACCUGGCUGGGUCCCCUGGACUGGACGGAUUAUGAUGACUUUGAGUUGCAAUGGUUUCCGAAAGAUCCCCUUACAGUCUUCAACCCAUACAGCAGCAGCAGAUCAAAGGGACGUAUCAUGUAUGGCCUUCGACCGGGGCGGCUCUAUAAUUUCAGUGUCAGGAGCGUCAGCGGCAACACCUGGAAGACAUACAGUCAAUCAUUGUCUGGAACUGUGAGAACAAGACCAGACAGAAUACAAAACCUUCACUGCCGGCCACAAAACUCUACUGCCAUUGCAUGUUCCUGGACUCCGCCUGACUCUGACUUCGAUGGAUAUAGCAUUGAAUGCAAAAAAAUGGACACUGGAGAAGUUGCGUUUUCCAAAAGGAUAGAGAAAGAAAGAUCUUUGCAAAAUAUCAUGAUGCUAGUACCCCACAAGAGAUACUUGGUGUCCAUCAAAGUGCAGUCUGCAGACAUGACUAGUGAAGUAGUUGAAGACAGCACCAUCACUAUGAUAGACCGCCCCCCUCCUCCACCUCUCCACAUCCGAGUGAACAAAAAGGAUGCACUCAUUACCAAAUCUUCCAUCAACUUUACUUUCAACUGCAGCUGGUUCAGUGACACCAAUGGAGCUGUGAAAUACUUCACUGUGGUUGUUAGAGAGGCCGAUGGCAGUGAAGAGCUGAAGCCAGAUCAGCAGCACCCAUUACCUUCCUACAUGGAAUACAAACAUAACAAUUCCAUACGUGUUUAUCAGACAAACUAUUUUGCAAGCAAAUGUGCUGAAAAUCUUGACAGCAACUAUAAGAGUUUUGACAUUAAGCUUGGAGCUGAGAUGGAAAGUCUGGGGGGAAAAUGUGAUCCCAAUCAGCAGAAAUUCUGUGAUGGGCCACUGAAGCCAAGGACUGCCUACAGGAUCAGUAUCCGAGCUUUCACCCAGCUCUUUAGUGAAGACAUGAGGGAAUUCACUGAGCCACUCUUCUCAGAUACGUUUUUCUCUUUACCAAUCACUACUGAGUCAGAGCCCAUGUUUGGAGUUAUAGAAGGCGUGAGUGCUGGUUUGUUUCUCAUUUUGAUGGUGGUGGCUGUGACUGCUUUAUUUGUCUACAGACAAAAAAUUAAUAAUGGCCAUGAACGACCUACAGCAAGGCUGAGCAUUCGCAGAGACAGGCCGUUGUCCGUCCAUCUGAACUUGGGGCAGAGAGGGAGCCGGAGAAUUUCCAGUCCAAUAAAAGUAAAUCAGUUUGAAGCGCACUUCACCAAACUCCAAGCAGAUUCCAACUACCUCCUGUCCAAGGAGUAUGAGGACCUAAAAGAUGUGGGUCGUAACCAAUCAUGUGACAUAGCGCUUUUGCCGGAGAACAGAGGGAAAAAUCGAUACAAUAAUAUAUUGCCCUAUGAUACGUCGAGAGUGAAGCUUUCCAACGUAGAUGAUGAUCCUUGCUCAGAUUAUAUUAAUGCAAGCUACAUACCAGGCAAUAAUUUUCGCAGGGAAUACAUUGCGACUCAGGGCCCUUUGCCUGGCACCAAAGAUGAUUUCUGGAAGAUGGCAUGGGAACAGAAUGUUCACAAUAUUGUCAUGGUAACCCAGUGUGUGGAGAAAGGCCGAGUGAAGUGCGAUCAUUACUGGCCCCUGGACCAGGAUUCCUUGUAUUACGGAGACCUGAUAGUUGAGAUGCUGUCGGAGUCCGUGCUUCCGGAAUGGACAAUAAGGGAGUUUAAAAUUUGUAGUGAAGAACAGCUUGACUCAAAGAGGCUCAUUCGUCACUUUCAUUACACAGUAUGGCCAGAUCAUGGAGUUCCAGAGACCACCCAGUCCCUGAUCCAGUUUGUAAGAACUGUAAGGGAUUAUAUCAACAGGACUCCAGACACUGGACCAACCAUUCUGCACUGCAGUGCUGGUGUUGGUAGGACAGGCACAUUUAUUGCAUUGGAUCGAAUCCUUCAGCAACUAGACUCUAAAGACUCAGUGGAUAUUUAUGGAGCAGUGCAUGAUCUAAGACUUCAUAGGGUUCACAUGGUUCAGACAGAGUGUCAGUAUGUCUAUUUACAUCAGUGUGUGAGAGACGUGUUAAGAGCAAGAAAGCUACGUAGUGAACAAGAAAAUCCCUUGUUUCCAAUAUAUGAAAAUGUGAAUCCAGAGUAUCACAGAGAUGCCGUUUAUUCGAGACACUAAGAAUGUAACAGACACCUGCUUUUGUGAUCAGAUCUGUUAAGUGUGCGUGUGCGUGUGCGUGUGUGUGUGUGUGUGUUUCAUGCACUAGAGAGGUGCCAGACAUUUCUAUUGAAGCUGUGUAUAAUUUAUUGGUCUGGUGAUUUUAAAAAAAAAUAUAUAUAAUUUAAGUGUAAUAGAUAUUAUUGUAUAUAAUUGUAUUUUGGUGUUAUGUAAAUAUGUAUUUUUCUAUAAUGUUUAUAUUAAUAUUAAGCAUCAGAUAAUACUAUUUUUCCAUACUAAAGUUUUUAGGAACUUUUCUACACUGUGUGUCAAAAAGAACUGCUGAGUUUGGAGUAGGUUAUGUAUUGGCACUUAAUAUACAAGAAAAAUCCAUUAAGGAUAGCCAGCCUUUUUAGCUGACUCAGUGGUCACAAGAUGAAAUAAGAUAUACGUUUAGUAAAGGAUAGUAGUCCUAUAUAGGAAUUCUAAACUUUAAAUUGAUUGCUGAUUGCUUGUGAUUUGAUCAGAAUGGAUGAAAUCCACAAUGCGAAGGCACUGCAAUGUACCAUUUACCAAAAGCUCAUUAACAUCCAAAUAAAAAACCAUCCACUUCACUACGAGCAACUGUUUCACUGUAAUCUGAAUGUCAGUGGAAAAAUAUUAACGUAUGUUGCCUUGAAGUUUAAUAGAACUCUUCUUUUACUCUGAAGGGAGGUCAGAGUUAGAUUUGACCUGCAUGACUACAUAAAUGAAUGCAUAUAGCAGCCAAAGACAAUAAAUAAACUGUACAUGCAUUCACCCGGACUGACAUGCAGAGACUUACUUCUGUGAGGCUGCAAAACCUGGCAAUUUUUAUCACUCUUUAAAACAAAAGUCAUUAUCAAGAGAGUUUAAAGAGUAGGCUGGGCUAGAUAACAUCAGUAUAGACCUCCCAGGAAUACACAGAUUUAUAGAUGCCAAAGAUGGAAACAGUUUUCACAGUAAUAGUGGCAUUUAAGCUGCCAUUGCACUUUAUUGGAGAUACUUUUCCCUUGAAGAUACUGUAAUCUGAUCACUCCCAUCAAUAGCAUUUGUUUCUUUCUGUUUAAAAAAACCUCACUUUGAAUUAACAGGAAAGGGACUGUUCACUAUUAAAAUAUAAUGAAAACUUUGUUUAAAGAACAAUCCUAUUCAAAGGAGAAAGGAAAGGCUUGGUAGUUCAGCCUGCCUUCCGAUCUCUUCCCACACUGGCGAAAGCUUGGCCUGCCACAAGACAAAAACUUAGACUAUUUUUGUUGAAAGGAAGGGGCAGAGCUGUUUGGAGGAGAACUUGUUCAAAUGAGAGUCUGAUGCUGUAAAUUCCCUGUUCUUUGGCAUGUCAGUACCCCCACUGCAGACUGUGUGGCCCAUAGAGUUUAAUACUUGUCCCAGCCAGCACUUCAAGAGAGCCCCACCUGUGAGGAGAAAAUAGCUCCUGUUCCACAAAAUUAAAAUAAAAUCAUGUAUUAGGGAUAAGAAGAAGGAACUAUGCCCCAGGUUUCAGGAAGCGAGAAGGACAUAGGCCUUUUUUUGCACCUCUACAUGCUGGGGCUAGUUCCUCCCUGCUGCAGAAACACCCAUGAAAGUGACAAUGGAAGAGCAGAGGAAAAUGCCAGGGCUGCCCUUGCAGAAUUUUCCUCUAAUUUUCCACUCGCACUGGGUGCAUUUGGUCAACACAGAACAAGCAGGCAUUUCUACUCACAAAUACUGCACGCACCUAAAUUCCCCUAGAUAGGACCAUUCAUACAGUUUUUGUGCCUUUCCAUUCACUCUGGCAUCCCCCUAUUCCACCAGACACCCUUCCUGCAGCUGCUCCAGAGGGUGUCUUUAACUGUUUAGACAAUUUUGUGUGACAAUUACCUUGAUUCCCUGGCCUGUGGACCCCGUGCUUCACAGGUGAAAUCCCUACCCACACAUUCUGCAUACUAGCUAAUAAGCUGACAUAUUCAUGUGGCGUCAAUAUAAUUAUACUGAGAACAAAUUAAAUGGCAGAAGUGCUGUAAUAUUUUUGGUGCAAGAAGCCACCAGUUAGUAUAAUUAAUUAUAUUUCUUGUGCCUUGAAGUAGAAUGCCAGACCUGGUAGGGAACUGUUAAAGCAAAAAGGCUGGACAAUAGGGAACUGCAGUACUGAAGACAGAUAGCUGUUAAGGAAAAUAAGCCGCAACUGAAGAUUUUUAUAUACUAUAUGGCUAAGAAUCCCCUUCUCGAUGGGUUCCAAUGGUAAGGCUAAAAAGCAACAUUCGAUGUUGUUAACCCUUGAGCUAGUAUUUGCACAGUUGGGGCCCAAGCUUGUAAAAAACACCUCCUCCCCCUUUUGAAUAGUCCAAUUAAUGGCAAUGGAACUAUUUACAUGAGCAAUAACACUUACAUACAUCAUCAUUUGCAGGACUGGGCCCUUCGUUAACCAUUUUUUUGAUUGCCAAGUAUUUAAUAAAAAUUGUGAUGAAUUGUUUUAGUCUGUGCAAUACCAAUGCAAGGCCUACUACCUAGUUCAGCAAAACCUUUCACAGAACAUAGCUAGAAGAUUUAGAGAAGAGGGUGUUUUUUUAAAAAAAAUUACAACUAGGUCAUUGAAAUAAAUGAUUGCAAUAGACACACUGUGAAAGUGCAACUUUAUAAAUUAUAGCUGCUGCUAUAGUUAUUUAUGUGACUUAAAUGUACUUGAUAAAUGCCUGCCAAAAAAGUACUCCUUAGGCCGCUACAUAAAGAAUUUCCCUUCAGCUGCAGUGCUCAUAAAGAUCUAAGAGCGGCUUUGUGGUCAGCUUACAUAGUAGGCCAUGGAGUUGAUGCUGUGCCUUGGAAAGCAAAGCGCAGAAACAAUCAACAGCAAAGUGAGACCAAAUACAAUUCAAAGUUACUAUUCCUAAACUAGGUGGUAAUGGCCUGAGAGUUAUCCUCUGGGAAAAGGGGGAGAGGGGGGUGAGCUGCGGUGACUUGUCCAAGAGCCAUAGAUUGUAGCUACUCAAGUGUAAUACUGAGGUUUGGCUUACAGCAACUGCACGUCUUUGUACACAGUGCACUACCCAUAACUAGGAUGGCUCGCAACUGCAUACAAUUAGUUGCCUGUCUGGCAAUGCUUCAAGGACAUUCAGUUGUGUGAAUAGGCUGAAGCAUAAGAUGACAGUCAUUUUGUUAAUGACACUGUGCUGAGCCUCAACCUUCUGAGCAUUGCAUUCUGGGCCUGUUGUCCCUGGAGGGUGCAUCUCUGAAUUAAAGAUAAGUUUGCACUAGCAGUCUCCCUGUGGCCUGUUGUCGUGGGCUCAUCCGCUUUCUAGCGGGUGUAGUGACAUUCCUGUGCCACCAUGAUGCCCAAAGUAAAAGCAGCUUAUUACACAUGACCUAGCAGAUCAGUGAACUAGAUAAGAUUGGUCUUGUUGACUGACUGUAGCAGAAAAUACAUUUGACUAUGGACUCGUGUGGUACCGUGGUAUAUAGUAUCAGUAAUGUUGGAUGAGUAAUUUGCAGGUUGGCUUUUUUGUUUAAUUUGAAAGCUAAAACCAUAUAGUAAGUCAAGUCAAGUAGGUGACUGUAGAGUGUUCUCAAAUCGCACACUCGUUUACACUGCUAGCUUUAAAAAAAUUGUUUAGCAAAUUUUGUGCCUGGGUAAAGUUUCAGAAAAAUGGCUGCAGAAAAUAUUUCAUUUUCAUAUGCUAUUUAAUUAGUCAUAUUUGUGUUUCUAACAAACACUAGGUGAGCACAGACCUACGCUACUAUGGUUUAUUUAUGUUUUUGUUAUGUAUACUUUUAUAUUUUUAACUCCAGUCUACAAAGUAACUAUAUUUGAGUGUAUUCUACACAUCGUUCAUGAAUAAAACAGUUCAUUUAAA
This is a messenger RNA of Chelonoidis abingdonii (Abingdon island giant tortoise), 10474 nucleotides long. RefSeq names its product protein tyrosine phosphatase receptor type B (gene PTPRB). Gene Ontology annotation, biological process: angiogenesis; peptidyl-tyrosine dephosphorylation involved in inactivation of protein kinase activity. Gene Ontology annotation, molecular function: protein tyrosine phosphatase activity; cadherin binding. Lineage: Eukaryota; Metazoa; Chordata; Testudines; Testudinidae. The record is from RefSeq and is a predicted model, not a curated record. Gene Ontology annotation, cellular component: signaling receptor complex.